Molecule: messenger RNA, 703 nt
Organism: Phyllostomus discolor (pale spear-nosed bat)
Lineage: Eukaryota; Metazoa; Chordata; Mammalia; Chiroptera; Phyllostomidae
Gene: CISD3
Product: CDGSH iron sulfur domain 3
Exons: 4
Coding region: 98-472 (124 amino acids)
Cellular component (GO): intracellular membrane-bounded organelle
Molecular function (GO): 2 iron, 2 sulfur cluster binding
Source: RefSeq, a predicted model, not a curated record
GAGGCGGGGCCGGCGGGCCCGGAGGCGGGGGAAAGCGGGAAGGUGACCCGGCCGCGGGGCGGAGCCGACGCAGCCGGGCGCGGCGGCCAGGGCCAGCAUGGGCGGCGUGGGCCCGCUCCUGCGUCCUGUGGCCUGGAGGCUGAACCAGAGGCGCGACAUCUCCUCUUGGCUGGCCAAAUGGUUCCCCAACAUCCCAGCCAAGCCCGUGGUGGCCCUGAAAACACCCAUCAAGGUGGAACUAGUGGCAGGGAAAACCUACAGGUGGUGUGUGUGUGGCCGCAGCAAGAAGCAGCCCUUCUGUGACGGCUCCCACUUAUUCCAACUCACUGGCCUCUUCCCACUCAAGUUCAAAGCCCGGGAGACCCGAACAAUGGCCCUAUGUACCUGCAAGGCCACUCAGAAGCCCCCGUACUGUGAUGGCACCCACAGGAGUGAGAGGGUGCAGAAGGCAGAAGUGGGGUCCCCGCUCUGAGCAGGUGGCUGCUGCUCCGCCCCAGGCCUCUGCGACAGGUGUCCCCUUGGUGGGGAAGGAAGAUGAGUGCCAAGCCCAAGAAGGCAUCAUCCACGGACCCAAGUACCAACAGCUGGCCUGUGAAGGACUCACCUCCCAUAACCCGAUGUCUGUAAUCUGGGGCAGCCGGGAACAGGUCCCUGCUUUAACACCUGCUGUUGGAGAAGAGGGCAUUAAACAGGCCUGCCCGUC